AUGGACGCCCCAAGAGUGUAUCGUGAGGGCCCAACACAGCGCAAGGCUGUUAUUGCCGUGUGUAUGGGCUCCGACACGGAUCUGGCGACCUUGAAGCCGGGCAUUGAGAUCCUCGACACCAUGGACAUUCCCUACGAAGUGCACAUCACCUCGGCGCACAGAACCCCCCAAUACAUGCUCGACUUCGCCAAGGGCGCAGCGGGACGAGGACUGAAGGUCAUCAUCGCUGCUGCUGGUGGCUCGGCGCAUCUCCCCGGCAUGCUGGCCUCGGAGACGGUGCUCCCGGUCAUCGGGGUGCCCGUCAAAGCCAUGGCGCUGGAUGGGCUGGAUAGUUUGUGCAGCAUCGUGUCGAUGCCCCGCGGGAUCCCCGUGGCGACCGUGGGCAUCUCGAACAGUGUCAACGCGGCCAUCCUGGCGGCCCGGAUCGUGGGCACCAGCGACGAAAAGGCGCAGAAAUGGGUGGCCGACCAUCUCAAGAAGAUGGACGAUGAGAACAUGGCCAAGGAGCGGCGUCUGCAGGAAGAGGGCUGGUCGACGUACAAGAAGCUGGACUCGUAG
Fonsecaea erecta is the source of this 558-nucleotide messenger RNA. RefSeq names its product phosphoribosylaminoimidazole carboxylase, catalytic subunit. The record is from RefSeq and is a predicted model, not a curated record. NCBI's taxonomy places the organism in Eukaryota, Fungi, Ascomycota, Eurotiomycetes, Chaetothyriales, Herpotrichiellaceae. The transcript is spliced from 2 exons. The coding region runs from base 1 to 558 and encodes 185 amino acids. Gene Ontology annotation, biological process: 'de novo' IMP biosynthetic process.